Sclerotinia sclerotiorum 1980 UF-70 is the source of this 315-nucleotide messenger RNA. RefSeq lists its product as hypothetical. The record is from RefSeq and is a predicted model, not a curated record. Lineage: Eukaryota; Fungi; Ascomycota; Leotiomycetes; Helotiales; Sclerotiniaceae. Gene Ontology annotation, cellular component: cytoplasm. Bases 1 to 315 code for a protein of 104 amino acids. Gene Ontology annotation, molecular function: aldehyde-lyase activity. The transcript is spliced from 2 exons.
AUGGCUUCAAUCAUGCAAGGAGCAAAUCGUUUGAGGAGGGUGAUGGCGGAAGGAAAGGAACCGGCGAUGGGUUGUUGGCAGAUGAUUCCUGGUGCUAAUGUUUCGAGGACUUUGGCGAGGACGGGUGUUGAUUGGGUGUUGGUGGAUUGUGAACAUGGGAAUAUAGAUGAGAUACUCCCAAUUGUGCACGGAAGAUGGUGCGUGGUAGAAGUACCAUCAUCUAUCAGAUCUCCUGCUGUAGCUCGUACCUUCAUGAUAUGUUGGGCGGAUGUAGUCAUUGGGACUAGGAAGAUCUACUAUAACCAAGUGGCAUGA